This is a messenger RNA of Ostertagia ostertagi, 528 nucleotides long. The record is from the annotation of a GenBank genome assembly. Lineage: Eukaryota; Metazoa; Nematoda; Chromadorea; Rhabditida; Trichostrongylidae.
AUGAUUACCAUCAAAGAACAACUUACAGCCGACGAGCAAAUGACGCUUGAGCGUCUUUAUCCGGAAUUCAAUUUUGACUUCCGUUUGUGUCUUAAUAAGACUCAUCCGAUGGCGUCUGCUGUGCGUGUAGUUGAACAUCAUUUGAUUAUGCGGCGCUUGCAUUACAGUCGUGCGGCCGUUGAAAACAAUUAUGGUUACGACAGUUUGAUCUGUGAUAUCGGAGGAGAUGUGGCUUACCAUGUGCUUGAGAACAACGUUGGAGUUCACUGUGAUUGUCCAGCUUUGGAUCAACGUGAUUCCGUGCGCUUUUAUUCUAAGAUCAGUCGUCUGAGGUCGUUUAUUGUUGAACACGACAAUGAUCCUUUUGUGUCAUCUAAGGACAAGGCGGUCAUUGAUAUGUGCCGUGUCGUUGUUCGGGCAGCUAACGACAAAUGCGUUGAUACCGACGUCUUCUGUCGUAAGAAGGCGCAAGACUGUAUGCGGACAGCUCGUUUCGGGAUGCUCACUCCAAUUAUGAUAUUAGUCUGA